AUGGCUUGGAUCCAGCCACGUUUCCUUCUCCUGCACUGCUGUAAAGGGCUUGGAUCCAGGUCGAUCUCUGCUAGCAGGCCACGUUUCCUUCUCCUGCACUGCUGUAAAGGGCUUGGAUCCAGGUCGAUCUCUGCUAGCAGGCCAUGUUUCCUUCUGCACCGGUAUAAAGGGCUUGGAUCCAGGUCGAUCUCUACUAGCAGGCCACAUUUCCUUCUCCUGCACUGCUGUAAAGGGCUUGGAUCCAGUUCGAUAUCUACUAGCAGGCCACGUUUCCUUCUCCUGCACUGCUGUAAAGGGCUUGGAUCCAGGUCGAUCUCUGCUAGCUGGCCACGUUUCCUUCUCUUUCACCAGUGGAAAGGGCUUGGAUCCAGGUCGAUCUCUGCUAGCAGGCCACGUUUCCUUCUCCUGCACUGCUGUAAAGGGCUUGGAUCCAGGUCGAUCUCUGCUAGCAGGCCAUGUUUCCUUCUGCACCGGUAUAAAGGGCUUGGAUCCAGGUCGAUAUCUACUAGCAGGCCACGUUUCCUUCUCCUGCACUGCUGUAAAGGGCUUGGAUCCAGGUCGAUCUCUGCUAGCAGGCCACGUUUCCUUCUCCUGCACUGCUGUAAAGGGCUUGGAUCCAGGUCGAUCUCUGCUAGCAGGCCAUGUUUCCUUCUGCACCGGUAUAAAGGGCUUGGAUCCAGGUCGAUCUCUACUAGCAGGCCACGUUUCCUUCUCCUGUACCGGUGUAAAGGGCUUGGAUCCAGUUUGAUUUCUGCUAGUAGGCCACGAUUCCUUCUCCUGUACCGGUGUAAAAGGCUUCGAUCCAGGUUGAUCUCUGAUAGCAGGCCACCUUUCCUUCUCCUGCAAUGGUGGCAAGGGCUUGGAUCCAGGUCGAUCUCUGUUAGCAGGCCACAUUUCCUUCUCUUGCACCGGUGUAAAUGGCUUGGAUUCAGGUUGAUCUCUGCUGAAGCUUCCCUCUUUAGCUUGCCUUAUGUGGAUGGAUUAUUAUAAACACUGAAGGCGUGGGGAAGCACCUUUUUACAUAGUGCUCCUGCAGGCCUUCUGCUUCCCUGUCUAUGUUGAAGGGUGAUGGUAGAUUUUAUUGAUCCACUUGUACCAGCCAGCGUGUGAUGAAUUCCCCCUCCAC
Molecule: messenger RNA, 1126 nt
Organism: Brienomyrus brachyistius
Lineage: Eukaryota; Metazoa; Chordata; Actinopteri; Osteoglossiformes; Mormyridae
Exons: 5
Coding region: 1-990 (329 amino acids)
Source: RefSeq, a predicted model, not a curated record